Pan troglodytes (chimpanzee) is the source of this 4617-nucleotide messenger RNA. Its product is annotated as mucin-3B-like. The record is from RefSeq and is a predicted model, not a curated record. The annotation marks the transcript as partial. Lineage: Eukaryota; Metazoa; Chordata; Mammalia; Primates; Hominidae. The transcript has 2 exons.
AUCACCACCACCGAGAAGACAUCCCACAGCACUCCCAGCUACACUUCUUUGAUAGCCACCAGUGAGGCACCCUCAUGCACUGUUCCCACCUUCACUUCUUCGAUCACCACCACCGAAAGCACAUCCCACAGUAAUCCCAGCUUGACUUCUGACAUCACCACCACUGAAACCAGGUCACACUGUCCUCCCAUCUUCACUUCUUGGAUCACCAUCACCGAGACCACCUCACACAGUCCUCCCAGCUUCACUUCUUGGAUCACCAGCACCGAGACCACCUCACACAGUCCUCCCAGCUUCACUUCUUCAGGCACCACCACUGAGACCCCUUCACACAGUACUCCUGGCUUCUCUUCUUCGAUUGCCACCUCCAAGACCAUCUCAACCAGUCCUCCCAGAUUCACCUUUGUGAUCGCCACCACCAAGACCACCUCACACAGUACUCCCAGGUUUACUUCUGUGAUUGCCAGCACCAAGACCACCUCACACAGUACUCCCAGUUUGAAUUCUCUGAUCACCACCACUGGGACCAGCUCACACAGUACCCUCGGCUUAAGUUCUUCGAUCGCCACCACCGAGACAACCUCACACAGUACUGCCAGCUUCAGUUCUUCGAUUGCCACCACUGAGACCACAUCACACAAUACUCCCGGAUUCACUUCUUCAAUCGCCACCACCGAGAUCACCUCAGACAGUAUUCCCAGCUUCACUUCUUCAAUCACCACCAUGGAGACAACCUCACAGAGUUCUCCCAGCUUCAUUUCUUUGAUCACCAUCACUGGGUCCACAUCCCACAGUUCUGCCAGCUUAACUUCUUCAAUCACCACCACUGAGACCACCUCACACAGUACUCCCAGCAUCGCUUCUUCAAUCACCACCACCGAGAGGACAUCCCACAGCACUCCCAGCUACACUUCUUCGAUCGCCACCAGUGAGACACCCUCACACACUGUUCCCAGCUUCACUUCUUCGAUCACCACUGCCAAGAGCACAUCCCACAGUAAUCCCAGCUUGAGUUCUGCCAUCAUCACCACUGAGACCAGGUCACGCAGUCCUCCCAUCUUUACUUCUUCGAUCACCACCACAGAGACCACCUCACACAGUCCUCCCAGCUUCACUUCUUUGAUCGCCACCACAGAGUCCACCUCACACAGUCCUCCCAUCUUUACUUCUUCGAUCACCACCACAGAGACCACCUCACACAGUACUCCCAGCUUCACUUCUUUGAUCACCACCAUCGAGGCCACAUCCAACAGUACUCCCAGCUUGACUUCUUUGAUCACUACAACCGAGACCACCUCACACAGUCCUCCCAGCUUCACUUAUUUAACCACCAUCACCGAGUCCACAUCCCACCUUAGUACCAGCCUCACUUCUUCAAUCACCACCACUGAGACCACCUCACACAGUAUGCUGAGCUUCACUUCUUUGAUCGCCACCACUGAGAUCGUCUUACAUAGUACUCCCAGCUACACUUCUUCGAUUGCCACCUCGGAGACACCCUCACACAGUACUCCCAGCUUCCCUUCUUCAAUCACGACCACUCAGUCCAUAUCACACAGUACUCCCAGCUUGAGUUCUGCGAUCACCACCACUGAGGCCAUUUCACAUAGUAUUCCAGGCUUCACUUCUUUGAUCACCACUGCUGAGGCUACCUCACACCUUCCUCCCAGGUUCACUUCUUUGAUCACCACCACCAAGACCACCUCACACAGUCCUCCCAGCUUCACUGCUUCAAUCACCAGCACCAAGACGACCUCACAUAGUACUCCUGGCUUCACUUCUUUGAUCGCCACCACUGAGACCACCUCACACAGUUCUCCCAGCUUCACUUCUUCAAGCACCACCACUGAGAUCCCUUCACACAGUACUCCCGGCUUCUCUUCUUCAAUUGCCACUUUCAAGACCACCUCAACCAGUCCUCCCAGAUUCACCUUUGCGAUCUCCACCACCAAGACCACCUUACACAGUACCCCCAGGUUCACUUUGGCGAUUGCCAGUACCAAGACCACCUCACACAGUACUCCCAGCUUCAGUUCUUUUAUCACCACCACUGAGACCAUAUCACACAGUACUCCCAGCCUCACUUCUUCGAUCACCACCAUCGAGACCACAUCGCACUGUACUCCUAGCUUGAGUUCUUCAAUCACUACAAGCGAGACCACCUCACAUAGUACUCCCAGCUUCACUUCUUUAAUCACCAUCACGGAGUCCACAUCCCACAGUACUACCAGUUUCCCUUCUUCAAUCACCACCACUGAGAUCACCUCACACAGUACCCCCAGCUUCACUUCCUCGAUCGCCACCACCGAGAUCACCUCACACAGCACUCCCAGCUUCACUUCUUCAAUCACCACCAUGGAGACAACCUCACGGAGUUCUCCGAGCUUCACUUCUUUGAUCACCAUCACUGGGUCCACAUCCCAAAGUACUGCCAGCUUCACUUCUUCAAUCACCACCACUGAGACCACCUCACACAGUACUGCCAGCAUCACUUCUUCGAUCACCACCACCGAGAUCAUUUCACGCAGUACUUCCAGCUACACUUCUUCUAUUGCCACCACUGAGACACCCUCACACAUUACUCCCAGCUUCACUUCUACGAUCACCACCACCGAGAGCACAUCCCACAGUAAUCCCAGCUUGACUUCUGCCAUCACCACCACUGAGACCAGGUCACACAGUCCUCCCAUCUUCACUUCUUCAAUCACCACCACAGAGACCACCUCACACAGUACUCCCAGCUUCACUUCUGCGAUCACCACCACUGAGACCACCACACGCAGUCUUCCAGGCUUCACUUUUUCGAUCGCCACCACCGAGAUCACCUCACACAGUCCUCCCAGCUUCACUUCUUUAAUCACUACCACGGAAACCCCCUCACACAGUAAUCCCAGCUUCACUUCUUUCAUCACCACCACUGAGUCCACCUCACACAGUCUUCCAGGCUUCACUUCUGUGAUUGCCACCACAAAGACCACCUUACACAGUACCCCCAUCUUCACUUCUUCCAUCACCACCACCGAGACCACCUCGCACAAUCCUCCAGGCUUCACUUUUUUGAUCCCCACCACUGAGACCAUCUCACACAGUCCUCCUAGCUUCACUUCUUCAAUCACUAUCAUUGAUACCCACUCACACAGUAAUCCCAGCUUCAUUUCUUUGAUCACCACCACCAAGUCCACUUCACAAAGUCCUCUGGGCUUCACUUCUGCGAUUGCCACCACAGGGAUCACCCCACACAGUACUCCCAUUUUCACUUCUUCGAUCGCCACCACCAAGAGCACCUCACAUAGUACUCCCAGCUUCACUUCAUUGAUCACCAGCACUGAGACCAUCUCACAGAGUACUCCCAGCUUCAGUUCUUUGAUGACCGCCACCGUGACCACAUCCCACAGUACUCCCAGCUUAACUUCUUUGAUCACCACCAUUAAGUCUACCUCAAAGAAUCCUCCGACCUUCACUUCUGCGAUCGCCACCACAGGGAUCACCUCAUGCAGUACUCCCAUUUUCACUUCUUUGAUCGCCACCACCAAGAGCACCUCACACAGUACUCCCAGCUUCACUUCAUCGAUCACCAGCACCGAGACCAUCUCACACAGUACUCCCAGCUUCAGUUCUUUGAUGACCGCCACCGAGACCACAUCCCACAGUACUCCCAGCUUAACUUCUCUGAUCACCACCACCAAGUCUACCUCACAGAAUCCUCCGAGCUUCACUUCUGCGAUUGCCACCACAGGGAUCACCUCACGCAGUACUCCCAUUUUCACUUCUUCAAUCACAAACACCGAGAGCACCUCACGCAGUACUCCCAGCUUCACUUUUUCGAUCACCAGCACCGAGACCACAUCACACAGUACUCCCAGCUUCACUUCCUCGAUCACCACCAUCGAGACCACAUCUCAUAGUACUCCCAGCUUGACUUAUUCGAUCACUACAACCAGGACCACCUCACACAGUACUCCCAGCUUCACUUCUUUAAUCAUCACCACCGAGUCCACAUUCCACAGUACUACCAGCUUCACUUCUUCAAUCACCACCACUGACAACACCUCACACAGUAUGCCCAGCUUCACUUCUUCGAUCGCCACCACUGAGAUCAUCUCACACAGUACUCCCAGCUUCCCUUCUUCAAUCACGAACACUGAGACCACAUCACACAGGACUCCCAGCUUCACUUUUGCAAUCACCACCACUGAGACCAUGUCACACAGUAUUCCAGGCUUCAUUUCUUCAAUCACCACCACCGAGACUACCUCACACCUUCCUCCCAGGUUCACUUCUUUGAUCACCACCACCAAGACCACCUCACACAGUCCUCCCAGCGUCACUUCUUUGAUCACCAGAACUGAGACCACCUCACACAGUCCUCCCAGCUUCACUUCUUCAAGCACCACCACUGAGACCCCUUCACACAACCACUUCAUACAGUACUCCCAGGUUCACUUCUGUGAUUGCCAGCACCAAGACCACCUCACACAGCACUCCCAGUUUGACUUCUCUGAUCACCACCACCGGGACCAGCUCACACAGUACCCUCGGCUUAAGUUCUUCGAUCGCCACCACCGAUACAACCUCACACAGUACUGCCAGCUUCACUUCUUCGAUUGCCACCACUGA